UCGACGCUUGCGGCACAGGUGCACACAGACACCUCGUCUUCCCGCGCCCGCAUACCCGAGCGCUCCGCUCGCCGCCGCCACCCUCGAGCCGCCUCGUGUAGCAGCAGCUGGCGCACGCCUCUCCGCAGCCCAGCAUGCCGACCACGGCGCCGCCGCCGGGCUUUGCCGGUGCGCCGACGGGGCCCAAGGGCCGGCAGGCCAACGGCGCCUCGAGCUCCAAGCUGCCGCCGCCGCCCGGCUUUGUGGCGACGCCGCAUGAGCAUGCCGGCCCGUCGACCGGCGAGCCGUCGUCGCUCUCGGCGGCCGCGCUCGCACAAAAGUCCAAGAAGUGGACGCAGACGCAGUCGCGGCGCUUCGGCGACCGCAAGGGCAAGACGGGCAUCAUCGACACGGGCAAGCAGGAGCUGCCGCCGGAGCACCUGCGCAAGAUCAUGAAGGAUCACGGCGACAUGAGCAACCGCAAGUUCCGCAGCGACAAGAGAGUCCAUCUCGGUGCGCUCAAGUACCUGCCGCACGCCAUGCUCAAGCUGCUGGAGAACAUCCCGAUGCCGUGGGAGCAGGUGCGCGAGGUGCCGGUGCUGUACCACAUCACGGGCGCCAUCUCGUUUGUCAAUGAGAUUCCGCGCGUGAUCGAGCCAGUCUACCACGCCCAGUGGGCGGCCAUGUGGCUGGCGAUGCGGCGCGAGAAGCGCGACCGCCGGCACUUCAAGCGCAUGCGCUUCCCGCCGUUCGACGACGAGGAGCCGCCGUUGGACUACGGCGACAACCUGCUCGACGUCGAGCCAUUAGAGGCGAUCCAGCUCGAGCUCGACGAGGAGGAGGACGCGCCGAUCAUCGACUGGUUCUACGACCACAAGCCGCUGUCGGACAACCCGCGCUACGUCAACGGCCCCUCGUACAAGACGUGGUCGCUCGACCUGCCGAAGAUGUCGGCGCUGCACCGCAUCGGCAAGACGCUGCUCAGCGACUUUGACACGGCCGGCGACCGCAACUACCACUACCUCUUCGACGACAAGAGCUUCUUCACGGCCAAGGCGCUCAACGUGGCCAUCCCCGGCGGCCCCAAGUUCGAGCCGCUCUUCACCGACGUCGAGGACCACAACGCCGACUGGGACGAGUUCAACGAUAUCCGCAAGGUGAUCAUUCGGCACCAGAUCCGCACCGAGUACAAGGUCGCGUUCCCGCACCUGUACAACAGUCGCCCGCGCUCGGUGCACCUCGGCGUGUACCACGAGCCGCGCAACGUCUACGUGCGCACCGACGACCCGGACCUGCCGGCAUUCUACUUUGACCCGGUGCUCAACCCCAUCUCGAGCCGCGGCCUCGCCAACGCCGACGCCUUCCGGCCGGUGUUCGACGACGGCGAGCCGGUUGUGGCGCACGAGGACGACGUCUUCGGCGUCGGCGUCGAGGGCGACGACGACCUGCCCGACGAGAUCGCCUUCACGCUGCCCGACCACGUCGCGCCGUUCCUGGCCGAGGAGGAGCUCACGCAGGAGCUCACGGCCGACGCCAUCGCGCUGUGGUGGGCGCCGGCGCCGUACAACCAGCGCUCGGGCCGCAUGCGCCGCGUGCUCGACAUUCCGCUCAUCAGCUCGUGGUGGCAGGAGCACGCGCCGACGGGCCUGCCCGUCAAGACGCGCGUCUCGUACCAGAAGCUGCUGAAGCGCUGGGUCGCCAACUCGCUCGGCUCGCGCCCGCCGAAGAGCCACACGCGCAAGUACCUGCUCAAGCAGCUCAAGGGCACCAAGUUCUUCCAGCAGACGAGCAUCGACUGGGUCGAGGCGGGCCUGCAGGUUGAGCGGCAGGCGCACAACAUGCUCUCACUGCUCGUCGCGCGCAAGGGCCUCACGUACCUGCAUCUCGACCACAACUUCUCGCUCAAGCCCGUCAAGACGCUCACGACCAAGGAGCGCAAGAAGUCGCGCUUCGGCAACGCCUUCCACCUUGUGCGCGAGAUGGCGCGCCUCGUCAAGCUCGUCGUCGACAGCUUCGUGAUGUACCGGCUGGGCAACGUCGAUGCCUUCCAGCUCGCCGACGGCCUGCAGUUCACGUUCAACCACAUCGGCCAGCUGACGGGCGCGUACCGGUACAAGUACCGCAUCAUGCGGCAGAUCCGCGCGUGCAAGGAUCUCAAGCACGUCAUCUACCACCGCUUUAACAGCGGGCCGGUCGGCAAGGGCCCCGGUGUCGGCUUCUGGGCGCCGUCGUGGCGCAUCUGGAUGUUCUUCCUGCGCGGCAUCACGCCGCUGCUCGAGCGCUGGCUUGGCAACCUGCUGGCGCGCCAGUUCGAGGGCCGCAACAGCAAGAACAACUCGACGACGGUGACGAAGCAGCGUGUCGAGUCGCACUUCGACCUCGAGCUGCGUGCCGCGGUGAUGCACGACAUUCUCGACAACCUGCCCGACGGCGUCAAGCAGAACAAGGCUAAGACGAUCAUGCAGCACCUGUCCGAGGCGUGGCGCUGCUGGAAGGCCAACGUGCCGUGGAAGGUGCCCGGCAUGCCCGUGCCCGUCGAGAACCUGAUCCUGCGCUACAUCAAGAGCAAGUCCGACUGGUGGACGUCGGUGGCGCACUACAACCGCGAGCGCAUCCGCCGCGGCGCCACCGUCGACAAGACGGUCGCACGCAAGAACCUCGGCCGCCUCACGCGCCUCUACCUCAAGGCCGAGCAGGAGCGCCAGAACUCGUACCUCAAGGACGGCCCCUACAUCACGUCCGAGUCGGCCGUGGCGAUCUACACGUCGACGGUGCACUGGCUCGAGUCGCGGCGCUUCCAGCCGAUCCCCUUCCCGUCGCUCAACUUCAAGCACGACACGAAGCUCCUCGUGCUCGCGCUCGAGAAGCUCAAGGAGGCGUACAGCGUCAAGGGCCGCCUGAAUCAGAACCAGCGCGAGGAGCUGGCGCUCGUCGAGCAGGCCUUCGACAACCCACACGAGACGCUGGCGCGCAUCAAGCGCCUGAUGCUCACGCAGCGCGCCUUCAAGGAGGUCGGCCUCGAGUUCUUCGACACGUACGAGAAGCUCAUCCCCACGUACGACGUCGAGCCGAUCGAGAAGAUCACGGACGCGUACCUGGACCAGUACCUCUGCUACGAGGCGGACAAGCGGCAGCUCUUUCCGGCGUGGAUCAAACCCAGCGACCAGGAGCCGCCGCCGCUGCUGGUGUACAAGUGGUGCAACGCAAUCAACAACCUCGACGGCGUGUGGGAGACGGCCGAGGGGCAGUGCAACGUGCUCAUGGAGACGACGCUGGCGCGCGUGUACGAGAAGAUGGACCUGACGCUGCUGAACCGCCUGCUGCGCCUCAUCAUGGACUCCAACCUGGCCGACUACAUCACGUCGAAGAACAACAUCUCGAUCGUGUGGAAGGACAUGGCGCACGUCAAUGCCUACGGCCUCAUCCGCGGCCUGCAGUUCUCGGGCUUCGUGUUCCAGUACUACGGCCUCAUCCUCGACCUGCUCGUGCUCGGCCUGCAGCGCGCGUCGGAGAUGGCCGGCCCGCCGCAGAUGCCCAACGGCUUCCUGCAGUUCCGCGACACGGCGACGGAGACGAAGCACCCGAUCCGCAUGUACACGCGCUACGUCGACCGCAUCCACAUCUUCUUCCGCUUCACGGCCGACGAGUCGCGCGACCUCAUCCAGCGCUACCUCAGCGCCAACCCGGACCCGAACAACUCGAACCUCAUCGGCUACGCGAACCGCAAGUGCUGGCCGCGCGACUGCCGCAUGCGCCUCAUCAAGCACGACGUAAACCUCGGCCGCGCCGCGUUCUGGGAGAUCAAGAACCGCCUGCCGCGCGCGCUCACGACGAUCGACUGGGACGACACGUUCGUCAGCGUGUACAGCAAGGACAACCCGAACCUGCUGUUCAGCAUGCAGAACUUCGAGAUCCGCAUCCUGCCCAAGUGCCGCGCGGGCGACGUGCACGACGAGCGCGACGGCGUCUGGUCGCUCGUGCACACCGACUCGGGCGAGCGCACGAGCCAGGCGUACGUGCGCGUGUCCGACGAGGGCAUCCAGGCGUUCCGCAACCGCAUCCGCCAGACGCUCAUGGCCGCCGGCGCCACGACGUUUGCCAAGAUCAUCAGCAAGUGGAACACGACGCUCAUCAGCCUCAUGACGUACUACCGCGAGGCCGUCGUGCACACGACGGAGCUGCUCGAGUACCUCGUCAUUGCCGAGAACAAGUGCCAGACGCGCGUCAAGAUGGGCCUCAACUCCAAGAUGCCGAGCCGUUUCCCGCCGGCCGUCUUCUACACGCCCAAGGAGCUCGGCGGCCUGGGCAUGCUGAGCAUGUCGCACUGCCUCAUCCCGGCCUCCGACCUGCGCUGGAGCAAGCAGACCGACACGGGCAUCACGCACUUCCGCUCCGGCAUGACGCACGAGGAGGACCAGCUGAUUCCCAACCUGUAUCGCUACAUCCAGCCGUGGGAGGCCGAGUUCACCGACAGCGCGCGCGUGUGGCAGGAGUACGCGCAGAAGCGCAAGGAGGCCGCCGCGCAGAACCGCCGCCUCACGCUCGAGGACCUCGAGGACAGCUGGGACCGCGGCCUGCCGCGCAUCAACACGCUCUUCCAGCGCGACCGCACGAUUCUCAGCUACGACAAGAGCUGGCGCCUGCGCGAGUACUUCACGCAGUUCCGCCUGCUGCGCCACUCGCCGUUCAUGUGGACGAACCAGCGGCACGACGGCAAGCUGUGGGCGCUCAACAACUACCGCGUGGACGUCAUUGCCGCGCUCGGCGGUGUGGAGGGCAUCCUCGAGCACACGCUGUUCGCCGCGACGGCCUUCACGACGUGGGAGGGUCUCUUCUGGGAGAAGGCCAGCGGCUUCGAGGAGUCGAUGAAGAGCAAGAAGCUCACCAACGCGCAGCGCUCGGGUCUCAACCAGAUUCCCAACCGUCGCUUCACGCUCUGGUGGUCGCCGACGCUCAACCGCGCCAACGUCUACGUCGGCUUCCAGGUGCAGCUCGACCUGACGGGCAUCUUCAUGCACGGCAAGCUGCCGACGCUCAAGAUCUCGUACAUCCAGAUCUUCCGCGCGCACUUGUGGCAGAAGAUCCACGAGUCCGUCGUGAUGGACCUGUGCCAGGUCUUCGACCAGGAGCUCGAGGCGCUGCAGAUCGAGACGGUGCAGAAGGAGACGAUCCACCCGCGCAAGUCGUACAAGAUGAACUCGAGCUGUGCCGACGUGCUGCUCUUCGCCAGCUACAAGUGGCCGAUGAGCCGCCCGUCGCUGCUGACCGACUCGCGCGACGUGCUCGACGGCACGAGCUCAAACAAGUGGUGGCUCGACGUGCAGCUGCGCUGGGGCGACUUUGACUCGCACGAUGUGGAGCGCUAUGCUCGCGCCAAGUUCCUCGACUACUCGUCGGACAGCACGUCGAUCUACCCGUCGGCGACGGGCGCGCUCAUCGCCGUCGACCUGGCGUACACGAUGCACAGCGCAUACGGCAACUGGUUCCCCGGCAGCAAGCCGCUGAUCCAGCAGGCCAUGGCCAAGAUCAUGAAGGCGAACCCGGCGCUGCACGUGCUGCGCGAGCGCAUCCGCAAGGGCCUGCAGCUGUACAGCUCCGAGCCGACGGAGCCGUACCUCAACUCGGCCAACUACGCCGAGCUCUUCGGCAACGCCGUCAUCUGGAUGGUCGACGACACGAACGUGUACCGCGUCACGAUCCACCGCACGUUCGAGGGCAACCUCGUCACGAAGCCGAUCAACGGCGCCAUCUUCAUCCUCAACCCGCGCACGGGCCAGGUGUUCCUCAAGGUCAUCCACACGUCCGUGUGGGCGGGCCAGAAGCGUCUCGGCCAGCUGGCGAAGUGGAAGUGCGCCGAGGAGGUCACGUCGCUCGUGCGCUCGCUGCCCGUCGAGGAGCAGCCGAAGCAGAUCAUCGUGACGCGCAAGGGCAUGCUCGACCCGCUCGAGGUGCACCUGCUCGACUUCCCGAACAUCACCAUCAAGGGCUCGGAGCUGCAGAUUCCCUUCCAGGCGCUCGUCAAGCUCGAGAAGUUCGGCGACCUGAUCCUCGGCGCCAAGGGCCCGCAGAUGGUGCUCUACUCGCUGUACGACGACUGGCUGAAGAGCAUCUCGUCGUACACGGCCUUCUCGCGCUGCCUGCUGCUGCUGCGUGCGCUGCACGUCAACCAGGAGAAGGCCAAGAUCAUUCUGCGGCCCAACGUCAGCACGGUCACGGAGCCGCACCACAUCUGGCCGACGCUCUCCGACGACGAGUGGAUCAAGGUCGAGAUUGCGCUGCGCGACCUGAUCCUGCAGGACUACGGCAAGCGCAACUCGGUCAACGUCGCGUCGCUGACGUCGAGCGAGAUCCGCGACAUCUUGCUCGGCAUGGAGAUCUCGGCGCCGUCGGUGCAGCGGCAGCAGAUGCAGGAGCUCGAAAAGGGCGCCGAGGCCGCCGCGCAGGUGACGGCGACGCAGACGCGCACGGCCAACGUGCACGGCGACGAGCUGCUCGUCACCACAACGACGGCGUACGGCAACACGGCCUUCUCGAGCAAGAGCGACUGGCGCGUGCGCGCACUCAGCGCCACCAACCUGCCGCUGCGUUGCCAGCACCUGUACGUCUCCAACGAGGACAUCAAGGAGGACGCCGGCGCCAUCACCUACGUCUGCCCGAAGAACCUCAUCAAGACGUUCAUCUGCAACGCCGACCUGCGCACGCAGGUCGCCGGCUACAUGUACGGCUCGUCGCCGGCGGAUGCGCCGUCGGUCAAAGAGAUCAAGGUCAUCGUGUGGGUGCCGCAGCGCGGCAGCAACAACGGCGUCGAGCUGCCCGCCGAGCUGCCGCAGCACGACUACAUGCUCAAGGACCUCGAGCCGCUCGGCUGGAUCAAGACGCAGGCGGUGGACCAGGCUUACCUGGCGCCCGAGGACGUCGUCACGCACGCGCGCACCAUGGCUGCGCACCAGGAGUGGGGCGCGAGCAGCGUGUGCAUGACCUGCGCCUUCACGCCCGGCUCCGUCAGCGUCUCGGCCUACUCGCUCAGCGUCGCGGGCUUCGAGUGGGGCCGCAAGCUGAGCGCCAUGGACGCCGCGGGCAACCCGCAGGGCUUCGACCGCGCCUUCGGCGAGCGCGUCCAGCUGCUGCUCUCCGACCGCAUCCUCGGCACCACGCUCGUGCCGGCGCAUUCCGAGGGCCGCUGGAACUACGGCCUCUCGCUCAGCGCGCAGUGGACGCCGACGAUGAAGACGAGCUACGAGCUCGACGUGCCGAAGCCCUUCUGGGCCGAGGUGCACCGCCCGACGGCCUUCCUUACCUUUGGCGACUCGGGCGACAUCGACGGCGACACAGCCGACAUCGAGGACCAGUUCGCGUAGCUCUGCGCCUGCUCCGCUUCCGCUUCCCUUCUCCCAUUCCCGCUUUGGCCUGCUCCCUCAUGUACUCUGCCUCACGACCUAUGAACCGAUUGCAUUGUCCCUUGCGCU
Molecule: messenger RNA, 7445 nt
Organism: Tilletiopsis washingtonensis
Lineage: Eukaryota; Fungi; Basidiomycota; Exobasidiomycetes; Entylomatales
Product: PROCN-domain-containing protein
Exons: 5
Coding region: 135-7337 (2400 amino acids)
Biological process (GO): mRNA splicing, via spliceosome; spliceosomal tri-snRNP complex assembly
Cellular component (GO): catalytic step 2 spliceosome; U5 snRNP
Molecular function (GO): protein binding; U2 snRNA binding; pre-mRNA intronic binding
Source: RefSeq, a predicted model, not a curated record